AUAGUUAUCCUUAAUUUUACAUAUUUAAUUUAAGUAAAUAUAUAUAAAUAAAUACAUGUAAGGAAGAAAGAAACAAAUAAAGUCUUCCUAUUAUCAUGCACACUUAUCUGACAGGAUAUGCUGCUUUUCCACAGUAACCUCUCAUGAGCAAUUCCAAUUUCACCACCAGCAAUUCAAUCGCUCCGCCGCCGUCAGAGCUGGCGCAUCCCCAUAACUCCAACAUGUCGCCCCUCACCGCUGUCCUUUGCCUGGUUGCGGUCAUCACAGUACCAAUUAUAUCUUACACCUUCUUCGUAGCAAUGAAAUGCCCUCGAAACCCCUUCCGGCGGGGGAGCGCGGCACCUCCGGCUGAGCUGUGCUUGAAGGCGGAGAAGCCGGAACUAGUUUACGGUGUUAAGUACAGAAAAUCGGCGGAAGACGGAAGGAAGGAGGCGGCGGGAGUCAGCGAUCAGUACUGUCCGGUGUGCUUAUCGGUGUUUGCCGAAGGAGAAGAAAUGCGGCAGCUGAGCGGGUGCAAGCACGCGUUCCACUCCGCCUGCAUCGAUAUGUGGUUGUAUUCUCAUUCGAACUGCCCGGUUUGCCGCGCUGCCGUUCCCGUCAGGUGGUCGAAACGGGUGUUGGUGGUUGUCGAAGAAGAAAUCCGGCGAGGUCCACAAGAUGCCGCCGAUUUGAUUUGAUUUUCUCAACUUGAUUUCUUUUUUUUAUCAAGAAUGAUAUAUUUCAAUAUCUUGUUCUAAUUCUCAAUUAUUAGAAAUGUCAGAUAUUAAAUAAUUUUUUCUGAGUUAAAAUGUUUAGAUAAUAAGAUUAUUCAAUCAGUUGUUUCGCCUUAAUAGCGCCGCCGCCAGCCGCUGUGGACUGGGUUAGUUGGACGAAAACAAAAACAGGAGCACAAAGGAGAAAAUAAGAGAGAAAAUUGAAAGAAGGUAAAGUAAUUAUAGUACGUAGAUACUAGAUAACGCCCCGCAGCACCGUUGGCGCGGCCGUAGGAGUGGCAGCGCCACUACUCACGACAAAUGCUAACGGCUUAUUUGGACGAG
Sesamum indicum (sesame) is the source of this 1037-nucleotide messenger RNA. Its product is annotated as RING-H2 finger protein ATL33. Gene Ontology annotation, biological process: protein ubiquitination. Lineage: Eukaryota; Viridiplantae; Streptophyta; Magnoliopsida; Lamiales; Pedaliaceae. The record is from RefSeq and is a predicted model, not a curated record.